AUGGGAAAACCGAAGCAUAUGACAAACAAACAAAAUCCGUUCGCGAAGAAAAAACGCGACAACAAACAGAAGGUACGUAGACCUCCUGUGCGCAGGGAUAAACCGUACGAGAGCAUCGUGCUUGCGAAUGAGUCCUUCGAAGCGUACUACAAACAUCAGCAGAUCUGUAGCGAUGAAGCCGAGUGGGAUCAGUUUAUGGCGCACAUGAGAAAAAAUCUACCGGUCACCUUUCGUAUCACCGGUUCGAAAGCUCAAGCUAUGUUGCUGCUGAAGCUGAUCAAGGAAGACUUCUUCGAAGAGUACUUCCGAGCUGUGAAAGAGUUGCGGAAGGAAGACGAAGAUUCACACGUCGAGCCUCCUCGGUGUCUUGAAUGGUAUCCGCGCGGAAUGGCCUGGCAGUUGGAGCUAUCGCGAAAGGACAUUCGCCGUUCGGAGCCCUUGUUUAAGCUGCACAAUUUCCUCAUCUCCGAAACGAGUUCGGGUUACAUUAGCCGCCAAGAGGCGGUUUCGAUGAUUCCUCCGUUGGUGUUGGGCGUUGAGUCGCACCAUCGGGUGCUGGACAUGUGUGCUGCUCCCGGGUCCAAAACGGCUCAAUUGAUCGAGUCGUUACAUGCCGGUGACGGAAAUACCAUCCCCAAAGGGUUUGUAAUGGCCAACGACGUGGACAAUAACCGGUGCUACAUGCUGGUACAUCAAACGAAGCGCCUCAAUUCGCCGUGCUUUUUGGUGACGAACGGGGACAGCUCCACGUAUCCUUCGAUGCGAUAUACGAAGGAUGGAGUCGUGUGUCCUUUAAAAUUUGACAGAGUGCUCUGCGAUGUACCAUGUUCGGGCGAUGGUACGUUGCGCAAAAAUGCAGACAUCUGGACCAAGUGGAACCUCGCUCAAGCGUCGAACUUGCACGGGCUGCAGUACCGGAUACUGAAGCGGGGCGCAGAGCUGCUCGAUGUAGGAGGAAAGCUCGUCUACUCCACUUGUUCGUUGAACCCGAUCGAAAACGAAGCCGUCCUUCAUCAUCUGCUGAAGGAAACGGAGGAUUCGCUUGAAAUUAUAGAAUGUAGCUCCCUGCUGCCAACGCUGCAGUUCUCGAAGGGUAUGACGUAUUGGGAACCUGCCUCUAAAGAUCUUGUAUUUUACAAAACCUUUGACGAUGUACCCGAAUCCCAGCGCACAGUGUUGCGACCCGGUAUGUUUCCACCGUCGAAGGACGAUGCAAUUAGCAAAUUUCAUCUUGACCGAUGCUUGCGAAUUCUUCCGCACCAACAAAAUACGGGUGGGUUCUUCGUUGCUUUGCUCCAGAAGAAAAAAACGUUACCUUGGGAAGAAGAUAUCCAAGAAACGGAAUCAACUGUGGUAGCAGACCCUCCUGCAAAGAAGGCGAAAUACAUGCGUGGGUUUAAGGAAGAUCCGUUCGUAUUUUUCGAUGAAAAGGAGGAAGUUUUCGAGUCACUGAACAAGUUCUUUCAUCUCAAAGAAGAUUUUGAACCGAGAAACCUUCUGACACGUUGUAGGGUGGGCAAGAAGAAAAACGUAUAUUUCUGUUCAAGCAUUGUGCGUGAUAUCGUUCAGCUAAACGAGAAACGCAUUAAAAUCAUCAAUCUCGGUGUUAAAUCGUUCGUACGGUGCGCCACGCGUAACAUCGAGUGUGACUUUCGGUUAGCCAGCGAAGGUCUGGCAAACGUAUACCCAUUCGUUGGCAUCCAACGGCGUGUGUUGGUGCAAAAAGAAGAUUUAAUCAAACUGCUUUCUUGCACAGACCCCACCAAACCACCGGAAAUAGGAGAACUGACUAGUGAAACGCAGAAAAACCUACUGACCGUUGCCUCUGGAAGCUGCGUUCUGGAAUGCGUCGUGGACGAUGUCAAACUUGUCUCGGUCGGGUGGAAGGGUGCCAUGAGCCUGAGAGCUUACGUUGAUCAGUAUGAUACGGUGCAUCUGCUUCGGUUGCUCGGAGGGGAUCUAACGAAAUUUGAAAAAAAUAAAUUCCAAGAAAAGCGUAAUGCCGCGGAAGCUGCAGAUGAUGUCGAACUGGAUGAAAGCAAUGUAGCCGAUGAAGCCGAAUCAAAUCCUGCAUCCGAAUCCAACGAUUAAUAUGCCUUACGGUGGU
Molecule: messenger RNA, 2107 nt
Organism: Anopheles nili
Lineage: Eukaryota; Metazoa; Arthropoda; Insecta; Diptera; Culicidae
Gene: Nsun2
Product: tRNA (cytosine(34)-C(5))-methyltransferase
Exons: 5
Coding region: 1-2091 (696 amino acids)
Biological process (GO): tRNA methylation
Cellular component (GO): cytoplasm; nucleus
Molecular function (GO): tRNA (cytidine-N5)-methyltransferase activity; tRNA binding
Source: RefSeq, a predicted model, not a curated record